AUGUUCAUCCAACUGCGCCGCGUGGUGUACCUGUUGGUACUUUUGCAGUGCUGUGUGUGUGUGACAUAUGCGGAAGAAUCUUCGAGCAAUAGAGUUUCGGAAGCAGAACAGUUUUUAAAAGAGUGGGUAAACAAGUCGGAGGGGUAUCUUGCGGAAGGAAAGGCCUAUCAAGAAGUAUGGGGAACCACAGUGGAGACUUGUAAUUCAAGAGCCAAUGAUGCCAGGGACGUGGCCAGUGGGACGAAAGAAAUCGUUACUGAAAUCAUCAUCGAGAGGGCGAAGAUGAAUCCUUUGCGCGACCAUUUACUACGUCUUGUGAAGAAGGCUACGGGUGAGGUAAAAAAAAAUGUGAGUGUGCUUAAUGGGGCGGCGGAUGCAGUCGAAGAGGCAAGAUAUUUGGAUCGAAUAAGUGCACUCGCGAUGAUGAACAUGAGGGAUAUGUUGGAGAAUCAAAACGAGAGCAGGAAACAUCAUACAGAAGUGCUUGAGGGAGUGGAUGAAGAUAAAAGAUCGGUGGAACAGGAAGCGCUUAUUAAGAGGAGCAAGAGAGUACAUGACGAAAUGAAUAAGGUUUAUCAUCACCUCCUAGUGAUCAAACGAAGAAGCCACGCCUGCGCGAAGGAAGUAAGUAAUGGUGUAAUCGCUACGAAGAACAGGAUUAUCAGGGCGUGUGACCUGUUCUGGGCGGUGGGAAGUCAAUUUAAAAUAGAUUCUGAGGAGUACAGAAAGGAGGUGGACAAAUUCGUCGAGGCUAUAAGGGAAUCACUUGGGGAUGAGGUGGUGGACGCAGAUUAUAACACAGCAGUGGAGAAAAGGAGAUUAGCCAUAGUCGGCCGAACGUCUGCGAGCGCGUUUGCUGGAGCCGCCCCACCCCAUAAAACAACGAAGAGGACAAUUGACAAAGCCAAACUUACGGAGAAGGUGGCGGCGACAAAGAAGAACGAAAAAGAAAGUUUGGAGCGGGAAAAAAGGGAGGAGGAACGGGAGUUGCGGAACCUCCAUGAAGAAAGACAAAGGGAGCGAGAGAGAAAGAAGGCCAAUGAAGAGGAAAACAAGGCGGCUGAAGAAAGGCGAAAGGAGCAGGAGAGAAAUAAAGCUGAAGAAGAGAAGAAAAAGAUCAAAGAAAACGAGGGUAAGCAGGAGUUGGAGAGAAAGGCAAAGGAAGAGAUGGAGAAAAAGAAAAAGAAAGACGGUAGCAGUUGUCCUACGUUGGUGCACAGUCCCAUAUUGUUUUUUCUUCUGAUGUGUGUGUUGGGUUUCGCACUCGUGUGCUGA
Messenger RNA from Trypanosoma theileri, 1275 nucleotides. RefSeq lists its product as uncharacterized. Lineage: Eukaryota; Euglenozoa; Kinetoplastea; Trypanosomatida; Trypanosomatidae. The transcript has a single exon. The record is from RefSeq and is a predicted model, not a curated record. Bases 1 to 1275 code for a protein of 424 amino acids.